This is a messenger RNA of Trypanosoma theileri, 3204 nucleotides long. Its product is annotated as putative protein transport protein Sec23A. Gene Ontology annotation, cellular component: COPII vesicle coat; endoplasmic reticulum exit site. NCBI's taxonomy places the organism in Eukaryota, Euglenozoa, Kinetoplastea, Trypanosomatida, Trypanosomatidae. Gene Ontology annotation, biological process: intracellular protein transport; COPII-coated vesicle cargo loading; endoplasmic reticulum to Golgi vesicle-mediated transport. The coding region runs from base 1 to 3204 and encodes 1067 amino acids. The record is from RefSeq and is a predicted model, not a curated record. Gene Ontology annotation, molecular function: zinc ion binding; GTPase activator activity. The transcript has a single exon.
AUGCAGGGUUAUCCACAGCAACAACCCUAUGGGGACUACUCCGCAACAGCUUAUCCGCAGCAACAACAACAACAACAGCAGCAGCAACAGCAACAACAAUAUUCAUACGGCACAAAUGCAGUUAGUGGGGAUUAUGGAUCGUAUUACUCCCCAACUGUGACCGGUGAUCCACAUAGUGAUAUGAGUUCCACUGCCUACGGUGGGGUGUACAGUGGGCAACAAUACGUUCAACAACAACAACAACAACAACAACAACCUCAGCAGCAGCAGCAACAACAAUCACAGCAACAACAACAAAAUCAGACUAAUAAUGGCUAUAACAUCAACAAUGUUAACAGCCUUCCACAGUGGCAACAAACUUACAAUUAUCAAGAGCAAAACUAUGGUGCGAGUAAUGUUGGUAACGGUGGAGUGGAUGCCAUGGGAAUGACUGGAUCAUCCUCUGCCCAAUCUGUUGCCUUUGGAACUGGUGGGAAUGCUGCUAAUACUCAAGGUCUUGGGUAUGAUCAAUCCGUGGCAUCUCCAAAUGCUACGGAUGAGAAUGGACUUCGCUGGACGUGGAGCACGUAUCCAAAUACGUACCGCGAUUCCAAAUCUGAACAUGUCUCUGCUGUUUCUAUUCCUAUGCCAGAAAUGAUUAUUCCACUUGCUUGUAUGUAUACACCUUUACAACCUAUUGAUGUGAGUCAUUUGGUGAUUGGUGAUCCAGCGGCGAAGGGUCAACAGUGUCCAAACUGUGGAGCCUUUUGGAAUAAACACUGUUACCGUGAAGAGGGAAAGUUUUGGGUGUGUCUCUCUUGUCUACGGCGUAAUCCCACACCGCCUAGUUACAAUCCCCAACACCCGGCAUUACAUUACGAUACUGUGGAGUAUAUUCCUCCUAUUACAUCACCAGCCACUCAACCGCUUUUAGGCACAGGAACAGAAGAAGAAGCCGCAGCAGUAGCUAGAGGAACAGCACCAACACGACCAACCUUUAUUUUUAUUAUUGAUACUUGUAUCCCAUUAGAGGAGUUAGAAGCAUUAAAGAGUAAUAUUGUACGUUGUCUUGAUUGGUUACCCUCACAAUCACUUAUUGGACUUAUUUCCUUUGGUGCUCGUGUUUCCGUAUGGGAGUUAGGAAAUUCCGCAUUACCACGUUGCUACAGUAUACGUGGAGAUAGAGCCUAUGACCAGGCAGAACUGGCAACAAUGCUACAGUUAACAGAUGCUCUACCUGUGCGGGGACGAUUUCUGGCGACACUUGAAGAAUGUGAAUUUACAUUGACAACGUUAGUAGAGGAAUUGCAAUGUGAUGAUAGUGUAACUCCUAGUAAUAAACGACCAUUACGUACAACAGGAACAGCCGUUAGUGUUGGUGUACGUCUGUUAGAGGCAUUUCACCAUGGUCCUACUGCCACAGCAGCAGCAGCAGCAGCAGCAACCACAACCACAACAGCAAAUAAAAAUUCAACAUCUCAUUUUGCAAUGGGAGGAAGACUUCUUCUUUUCACUGGUGGACCAUGUACACGUGGACCUGGUACAGUUGUAAGUAUUGAAAAAGAAAAAAUGAUGCGUUUUCAUCGUGAUAUCAUUGAUGGAGAUACACCUUUUUAUGAUUCCGCCUCUAAGAUGUACAAUGAAUUGGAGAAACGACUUUCCGAUGUACAUGCAUGUCUUGAUGUCUUUGCAGAGAGUUUUGAUCAAGUAGGUAUUUUAGAAAUGCGUCAAGCAGUAAAUCAAACAGGAGGUACAUUUAUAUGUGGUGAUGCCUUUAAUCAUCAUAUGUUUUCCACUUCAUUACAACGUUACUUUGACCGUUGUGAUCUUCGUAUUCGUGCGAUGGAAACAGGUGGUGGGGAUGAAUCUAAUUUUAUUGUGCGCAGUGCCUUUGGUGUGGCCUUUGAGGUUCACACCUCUGCAGAUACACUUGUGAGUGGUGUACUUGGUCCUUGUGUGGUGGAUGAGAAGGCCAACAGCGUUAAACCACAUCGGCAGUCUUCUCCUAUUCAAGUGGGUGUAGGCGGUACAACGCGUUGGCGUGUAAGUACAAUUGAUCAAGGCGUUACUUACACCUUUGUGUUUGAUACCGCUACGUUAAGUAAAAAAGGAGGCGGUGAUGUUUCCAACACCAACAAUGCCACUGCCUCCUCUCUUACUGGCAAUAGCCUUAGUAGUAAUAGUAAUAAUAAUAAUAAUUUUCAUCAUAGUAAUGGUAGUACGACUGGUGGUGGAGAUUCGAAACGUCGUUUUGUGCAAUUCGUGACUCGUUUCCGCACUCCUCACGGUGAAUCUCGUGUACGCGUGACCAGUGUGGUUCUUCCCAUUUCAGCAACGCCCAGCGGCAACUCCACAGGCGGAAUGAAUCCAUCUUUACCGGCUGGUGCUGGUGUGUUUGAUCAGACCUGUGCGGCUACGGUGUUGGCGCGGGUGGCGGUAUCACUAUUGGAGCGACAUCCCAGUCGUUGGGAUGCGGCCACGCGGUGGUUGGAUACACUGCUGGUGCGAUUUGUGCGUCGACAUGCGGUGUUUACACCCGGCGUUCCGGAUUCCCUUCGUUUGCAUUCCUCACUCUCUCUCUUUCCAUCCUUUGUGUUUAAUCUACGGCGAUCGGAGUACUUUAUGAUGCUGAAUAUAUCCCCAGAUGAGACGGUGUUUAAACGACAUUGGCUUAUGCGGGAACAGGUGGAUAAUUGUGUACGGAUGAUUCAACCAACACUACAUUCAUAUGAUAUAGAAACACCCAUGGCCACACCCGUUCCAUUAGACAGCUGUAGUCUUCGAACAGAUAAUAUUCUUCUUAUGGAUGCCUUCUUUAAUAUUCACAUUAUGUGGGGAACCACCAUUUAUGCCUGGAUACAGGCAAAGUAUCAAGAUGACCCAGAAUAUGCCUACUUUGCACAACUAUUAAAUACAGUGGAGGAUGAUGCGAAUGCACUGCUGGAUGUACGAUAUCCAUAUCCCCGUUUUUCACGCACAGACGCGAAUGGAUCGGAAGCACGGCAUAUUAAAACUCGUAUGAAUCCCACUACUACACAUCAUAGUGGUAGUGGAGCAGGAUAUGGAAAUACGGCAAAUGUGGCUUCUGCAGCCGGUGAUAAUUCCGAUGUCAUUUACACAGAUGAAGCCUCUAUAGUCAAAUUUAUGGAAUCACUGAAGAAGGCAGUCGUCUCAGUUGGUACAAAAGGUGAUGGCUCAAGCAAUAAUAACAAUGGAAGUUGGUAG